Molecule: messenger RNA, 1720 nt
Organism: Lotus japonicus
Lineage: Eukaryota; Viridiplantae; Streptophyta; Magnoliopsida; Fabales; Fabaceae
Exons: 4
Coding region: 117-1649 (510 amino acids)
Biological process (GO): spliceosomal snRNP assembly
Cellular component (GO): SMN complex; nucleus
Source: RefSeq, a predicted model, not a curated record
CCCACGCCCUCACAAUUGGAAGUCUCAACCGAGAGUGAGAGUGAGAGUGUGAGUGUGAGUGUGACUGCGACUGCUACUUGUGUUCAUCAAGAUUUCCUCAAUUGUGCGGUGCGGUGAUGGCUCACGUUUCCGAUUCCGAUGCUUCAGUUCUCGCCGGCGACUGCUUCACCAACUCACAAGAACACCUCGUUCUUGCUGCUGCUGCUGCGGAGGAGGAACUGCUCCAAGUUAAGAAGAAACAACUCCUCGACGAACUCGAAUCUGCUCUCGUCACACCCAAAGACACCGUCAAAUUGCCACUGCCACCGAUUGCUAUGCCCAAUCCCGUUCCCGUUCGACCUUCCUUGGGCUUAGGGAUUGAGGUUAUCGACGAAACGGCAUUGCUGGAGACCAUUCCCAGGAAAAUCACGACGGCGGCUUCAAAGAACGCAAGAAGAAGGGCCCCCGGUAAAGGAGGAGAAGGAGGACCCGUCAAGAAGCAGAUCCGUCAUCACAAGAAGACCGUCACGGCGGAGGAGAUACCGGUUCUGAGGAAUAGCGAGGCCAAGGGUGGCAAGUACUCGCGGAAGGACAUGAUGGCGCUGAGGUUCGUCAAUGUUGCGGGGCAGCGAAGGUUCUGGAAGACCAUUUACGCCAACCUUGAAAGCGGCGUGGCUCAGGAGUAUGAUACCUUGGCGGUUAACGUUCACCAUCUUCCAUGCCUUCCUAACAAGAAGCCAAUCCUCGGAGCAGAGUCAUGUGAAAACGUGAGUCCUGUUGACCCUUCUUGUAGUCAUAUGGAUGAGGAUGGGCACUCAGUCUUAGAAGAGCGCAAUGAAGAUGAUGAUAGUGAAGAUGAAUAUACUAGCAUCCAGAGGCCUGCCUUUUAUGUCGAUGGAGAACCUAAUUUCGAAUCUGGUCCACCAGAAGAUGGAUGGGAAUAUCUUAGGCGUGUCAGGUGGGAAGCAGGUCAAAUUCCAAAAGUGAAGGUAGCAAAACUGGACAGAUGUAAACUUAACAAGGAACAAAGUGCUUACAUGCCCAAGAUUCCCGAUGUUGCCAAGUGUCCUGAGCAUCUGUUGCCAUCGAAACAGUGGGAGGAUGUAUUUCUUGCUGAGUUUUCAUCACUGAGAGCGAAUCUCUCAUGUCUUGAAGGUUCAAGUGUCAUGGAUUCCAGUAGUCUACAACCUGUUCAUUCCUCCCAAUUAGUUGGGAACAAUUGUGGAGAAUCUGCAAGUGUUAUGAACCGAGAUGUCCUACAUAGCAUUGAUAAGGCAAUGGAUCAACUUACAAUUAACUUGACAGGUGAAGUUAAAGAUACAACACAGCCACUGAAGACAGGAUCAAAAACUUCCAUUGAUCAAACUACUCCUCCUUUGCUUUCUGUAGUCUUAGGAAUGGACUCUGUAGCCCGCGUAUCGAUGUUGCUGAAACGAAUUAGCUUGCUCGAAUCUGCAAACACUAUCACAAGAAAUGAUUGCAUGUGGCUUUUUGCUCUCUGUGCAACAGUUGAUGCUCCACUACAUGCUGACACUAGUGCCGCCCUCAGGAGUCUGCUGCGGAAGUGUGCUAGCAUUCGUGCUGGAAAGGCUGGACUAGACGAGGAGGCUGUGAUGUUGAAUAUACUAGCUACUAUUUCAGGGAGAUAUUUUGGACAAUCUGAAACCUGAAUUCCCAGUUUGUAACUUUAUUACGACGCCUUAUGUUUUUCGGAUUAUGUAUGAAGAAUUUAUUUAUCCUA